Schizophyllum commune H4-8 is the source of this 1258-nucleotide messenger RNA. RefSeq names its product MSF1-domain-containing protein. Gene Ontology annotation, biological process: phospholipid transport. Gene Ontology annotation, molecular function: phosphatidic acid transfer activity. The record is from RefSeq and is a predicted model, not a curated record. The transcript has 5 exons. Gene Ontology annotation, cellular component: mitochondrial intermembrane space. Bases 389 to 985 code for a protein of 198 amino acids. Lineage: Eukaryota; Fungi; Basidiomycota; Agaricomycetes; Agaricales; Schizophyllaceae.
CGCAGCGCAGAGGACCAGAUAUAUUCCCCGCGGGACUCAGGGCAAAGCCGGAAAGGGCUGGGUUUCAGGCUCUCCCAAAAAAAAAGGAAGCGGCAGAGGAACUGCAGGACAGAGGAACUGCAGGAAAAGGGGGAAGAAGACUGGAAGAAAACAGGAAAAAGCCGCCGGGCGGCCAAGUUGGAAAUAAAACAUAUCCCGUGGUUGUGGGAACACGGCACCACGAGGGCGAUCAGGCGAUCGGGCGGGUCUGGAUGUGCCGAGAGACGAUCGUCAGCGGUGAGGACAGCAGUCUAGCCGAUGCUCCAGCUCAACGACAUUCUCUGAAACAACUGCUCUUGCCAACUCCCUCGACCUACUCGAGAAAGACGACAGGCUCGUCCUCGUCAACAUGAAGUUUUUCAAGCAGAGCUUCUUGUACGACGAUUCCUGGUCCAUCGUCUCCCUCGCCUAUUUCCUUCGUUACCCGAACCCCUACGCUUCUCAUGUCAUUUCCUGCGAUGUCAUCUCCCGCAGCAUGACCCCCACGGGCUCGCUGGUUACGACGCGCCUCAUCCUCAAGCGAGGCGCGCUCCCGCGCUGGGCGCCCCGAGGCAUCAUGUCCCGCGCCGAGUCCUGGGUUGUGGAGGAGAGCGAAGUCGAUCCCUUUGGCAAGACCAUCCGCUGCAUCACAAAGAACCUUGACCACGUCAAGGUCAUGCAAGUCGAGGAGUCUGUCUUUUUCCGACAGACGCCGGAGGGGAAGACGCUGCAGACCACGGAGGCGAGGAUACGGUCCAACUUUGGCUGGGGCAUGGCCAAGAGGAUCGAGAGCCACGGCCUGAACAGAUUCAAGGCCAAUGUCCAGCGUUCCCGCGAGGGCAUCUCCCUCAUCCUCGAGAUGCUCCGGCAAGCUCGUCCGCAAACCAUGGGCAUGGGCGGUGUCUCAAUGGCUCUGUCCAACUCGCCCAGCCUGUACGAGUCGCGCAACUACGAGUUGCGCGACUGAUUUCUCGAACCCCCACUCCGUCCCAUCUCCUGCAAGACCAUACUUAUUAGCAACCCUCCGCUCGAGUGCGAACUAGCAUCCCGCCCUCGAGCGGACUGUACCAUACCAUACCAGCAAGUUUGCGUGCUCCGUUGCCUCCUGUUUGGACCGCGUUUAAUGAUUAUCGUCUGUCGGUGCAUUGUAUUAGUAGUAGUCGCUGUCCUGGGCCCUUUCGUUGUCGUAUGAACACACGUUGGAACGUCGACAUUUCGAGCCAGGCAUUCUAAGCCCCCU